Entelurus aequoreus (snake pipefish) is the source of this 3093-nucleotide messenger RNA. RefSeq names its product SH3 domain binding kinase 1 (gene sbk1). The record is from RefSeq and is a predicted model, not a curated record. The transcript has 4 exons. Lineage: Eukaryota; Metazoa; Chordata; Actinopteri; Syngnathiformes; Syngnathidae. Gene Ontology annotation, biological process: peptidyl-threonine phosphorylation; peptidyl-serine phosphorylation. Gene Ontology annotation, molecular function: protein serine/threonine kinase activity; ATP binding. The coding region runs from base 492 to 1802 and encodes 436 amino acids.
GCUGAGUGGGAGUGGAAUUUAUGCGUCUUGUACAGAUUGUGCAGGCUUCUCUGUGUUUGUGAAUGACUGGGUCGGACUGUGUGUGAGUGUGUGUGUGUGUGUGUGUGUGUGAGUAUGUUUGUGUGGGGUUAUUGAAGUGGGUCGUACAGGACAACUGGAGGAGCGAAAGCCAAACCUAGCAGAGGAGAGAUGAUCCAAGCUUGCACACCUCAGCACCCAGCAUGAUGCUUUCUCUACAUCCGCCUCCAGUUCAAGCACAAAGCAUCUCAAGGAACAACAGGAUGGGAGGCGACUGAGGCAGCUUCUGCAUACCAUCACUCCACUCCGCCAGCUGUCCAUCAUGCAAGGCUUGGGGCUUUUUCAAGGACCUGCGAGGGAUUUUUAGAUAUUUUUAGUUUUUUUUUUUACAGUGUUAUAUCCUUGCCCCUUCCAGUCGAUACCUGUGUGCUUCAGGUUCGAGCAGACUUCAGAGGACCAGCGGUGUGGGGAGAAUGCAGGACCAUGGAGGAGAGAGACAGGUCGCCGGCAGUCUGCCGCACAGCGUUAAGGCCAGCCUGUCCCUUUCUCCAACUGGGCCAGGACGGGUGGGCAGCGGUGGUGGCUCUCCCACGUCCAAAACGGCCCCCUGCAGUGGAGGGGUGCCCGUGGAGGACAUGCAAGCCCUGGCCAUCACCUCACUCUCUGCAGCUGAUGUAGCCAAACAGUUCGAGCACAUCCGCGAGCUGGGGAAGGGCACCUAUGGCAAGGUGGACCUGGUGGCUCACAGAACGCAGGGUACCAAGAUGGCGCUGAAAUUUGUCACCAAAAACAAGACAAAGCUGAAGAGUUUCCUGCGGGAAUUCAGUCUAACGGGCUCGCUUAGUUCCAGCCCGUUUAUCAUCAAAGUCCUGGACGUGCUUUUCGAGACGGAGGACAGCUAUGUAUUUGGACAAGAGUAUGCCCCCGCUGGGGACCUUUUCGACAUCAUUCCCCCACAGGUGGGCCUGCCAGAGGAAAUGGUGAAACGCUGCAUGCAACAACUUGGUUUGGCCCUGGAUUUCAUGCACAGUAAAAACUUGGUGCACCGCGACGUCAAGCCAGAAAACGUGCUGCUGUUCGACCGUGAGUGUCGCCGCAUCAAGCUGGCCGACUUCGGCAUGACCCGCCGAGUGGGCUCCCGCGUGAAAAGGGUGAGCGGCACCAUUCCCUACACGGCGCCCGAGGUGUGCCGCGCCAGCCGCACCGAGGGCUUCCUGGUCACCACCAGUCUAGACGUGUGGGCUUUCGGCGUGCUGGUCUUCUGUAUGCUGACGGGCAACUUCCCCUGGGAGGCGGCGCUUCCGGCCGACACGUUCUAUGAGGAGUUCAGGCGCUGGCAGAAAGCGGGGUGCCCGGUGGGGACGUACCCGUCGCAGUGGCGCCGCUUCACCGACGACGCCCUGCGCAUGUUCCAGAGGCUCCUCGCUGCCGAGCCAGAAAAGCGUUGCGGGGUCAAAGACGUCUUCUGUUUUGUCAAAUACGAGCUGGUGAGCGAGCUCCGGCGCAGAGCGUCCUACCGGGCCAAGAGAGGCGAAAGGUCGAGCUCGGGGGUGUGCACCGGCAACUGCACCUCGUCAUCUUCUUCCUCCUCGCACGCCACCCACAGACAACCAGAGCCUUCCACGCCUCCUGGAAGCUCCCGCCUUCGCCCGGCACCUCUCAAACGGAGCGUUCUCUCCGAUCCGUUGUCACCCAGAGAGGAGUCUGGACAGCACCAGUCUCCGGGCCGGGACAAGAACAAAAGCCAGAUGGUCAUGGCGACUGCCAUUGAAAUCUGUGUGUGACCACACUUGAUGGCUUUUCACAGGGAAAGCAACGUGUGAAGGGACUCCUGGUAAUGAAAUCUGUGUGGGACCAUACUUGAUGGCCUUCCACAGUAAUGGCGAAGUGUGAAGGGACUCCUGGUAAUAAAGAGAAGCUCCGGAUCAGUCAUCAUCAAGCAGGUUGGACCUGGACUGUCUAUUUUAGGGCCAUGGCCAAAGUAGGAUGAAAAUCUUCUGCAGACUUGGCAGCACAUUCCUGACAAGCGUUUUAUCAGUCGACACAACAUGGUGGUGCUAAGAUCACAUGAGACAUGACCACGACUCCUCCUCACAGGGGUGUCCAAAGUGCGGACCGGGGUCCAAUUUUUUUUCUUCUAUUGCCACUGGACAGAUUGUAAAAUUUAAAAAUUCAAUCAUUGUUAGAUAUGUUCUUAGUAGUGCUGUUACACGAUUUUUACUUAUUUAUUUACAGCACCUUUAAGUUUGGAUUAAUCAUGAUUAAUCACAUGUUUUACCCGUUCAAUGCAUUUUAAUUUAAAAAAGACCACAACAUUUGGACACAAAUGUAUUGUUGCAAUAGAUUAUUAUUCCUCUUCUAUACAUACAUCCAAUCUUUCAGAAGCUCAAGAUUGGAUCGGAUUUCCAUUCUUGGGGUGAUGAUUCGGUUUAGAACCGAGUCUCAAUUCAACACUUAGACUUACUCAAACUUUAUUGAUCCACAAGAGAAAUUGUUCAACACAGUAGCUCAGUUACAAAGGAUUGAAAGGGUAAGGAUGGAAAGGAAAAUGCAGGUAUAAAGUAGACUAAAGAUGUACCAUAGUAGCAAUAUAAAAUAUAACAUAUAUGUAAUAUAUACAUAUUAUAUAUACAGUAUAUAAUAUAUACUGAUAUAUUAUAUUAUUAUAUUAUAUUAUAUUUUUAUAUAAUAUAUACAAUAAAUAACAAAUCCCAAUUACCAUGUACAAUAUUACAGUAUAUGUAACAGCUGUAGCAAAAAAAAAACCACAAUUCUUGAUUCCAACCUAUUCUCGCAAUGUAUUAUUUGGCAUAGUAAUUAUAAUAAAAACUUUUCAAAUGAGGUUACAGGUUACAGAACUUCCUUUUGGUUGCUGACAUAUAAGCACAGCGUAUAAGUAUUUUUUAAAAUUGAGUCUUUAAAAAAAAAAAAUUCAAAUCGAUUUUUGAAAAUUUUGAAUCGAUUUGGAAUCAGAAUAAAUAAAGUGUUACACUUUAGUAAGGGGACAUAUUCUAAGUAACAAAGACUUAAUAUAGAGUUAUUUGGACACUAGGGGAACAUAUUCUAAGUAACAAA